Priapulus caudatus is the source of this 591-nucleotide messenger RNA. RefSeq names its product espin-like. The transcript is spliced from 7 exons. Gene Ontology annotation, molecular function: protein binding. The record is from RefSeq and is a predicted model, not a curated record. The coding region runs from base 1 to 591 and encodes 196 amino acids. NCBI's taxonomy places the organism in Eukaryota, Metazoa, Priapulida, Priapulimorpha, Priapulimorphida, Priapulidae.
AUGGAGAUGGUGCGGCUGUUGAUCGACGCGACGGCGGACAUGGCGCUACGCGACAACAACGGCAACACACCGCUCGACCUAGCCGAGCAGAGCGGCUACGACGAGGUUGCACGCUACCUCAAGGACUCCGCAGGCAACACACCGCUCGACCUAGCCGAGCAGAGCGGCUACGAUGAGGUCGCGCGCUACCUCAAGGACUCCGCAGCAACUAGUAGCGGCCAGUCGCAGAGGUUUCCGGGGCUGGCUACCGUGGCAACGGUGGAGAACUGGUUACCCAUCCACGCUGCCGUCAUGAACAAACGCCUCGACAUACUAGACAUGCUGCUGAAACACCCUUACCCAGCGUACAUGUGGCAGCCGUUUCUGCAUCACGCGGGACCGUAUCAGUUUCUGUACCCGUUCGACGUGAAUGCACGUGACCAUAGCAACCAGACUCCUCUCUACAUCGCCUGUAGUCAAGGUCACCUAUCCAUCGUCGAGCGCCUGCUACAGCUGAAGGUCAAGGCUUCCAAGAUCCCGGAAGAACGUGACGACCCAGCCUCCGCCUCGGCCGCUCCGGGGUCCGAACCUAAAGCGAUCGGUGCGUCGUGA